GACCUUCGUUUUUGUGUUAUUAGAUACAUUUCAGAAACAAAACGCGAAAUGAUUCAAAUUCAGGUCUGGGGACUGUGGAAGACUCAGAUCCCUUUGUCCAGAUUGUUCCCUUUGUAUGAUGGCACCUGGCUAUAAUAGAGGACAGACAAAGGCUCAGGUUGGUCUUAGAUACGGCGUGUCCCCCGAGACACUGGGAGGUCAGCCUUCCGCUAGGGUCGUCUCGCAGGCCUUCGCUGGCGGUAAAUUGGUCAAGGGCUUCAACCACCUCCCCGCAGCUGCCCUUGGCCAGGAUCCGGCCGUGCACGGUGGCAGGCGAGUCGUGUUCCUGGCGAGCGACGACGACGCCGCAGCAGCCGAGGUCGGUGCGCUUGCCGAAGAUCUCGGCUUCGCGCCAGUCAAGCUUGGUGGGCUCUCAGAGGGCGGCCUGCUGGUGCAGGCGCGCGGUAACAGCUGGGGCCAGCUGAUCUUCAGGGAUCUCUUCAAGUUCGACUGAGCAGCCGCGAGCGUUCCUGUCCCGCGGCGCAAGAGCAGUGACCUUUCUCAUCGAAACCAGGGCAGCGCCGGCGGGAGAAUUGCGCCCCAAACAGCCGCUUUGUCGCCCUAGCUCUCAUUGAAAUGAGAAUAGUUCUGCCUUCAGAUACAAUUGCGCUGCGACGAAUCGUGCUCGAGGGGCGAGAGGGCGAGAGAGUUUGAAAGAGUGAUUGGAAGAGAGGAAGAAGAAGGGGUGGGAGAGAGCGAGGGAGAGCGCGAUCGAUGGGGCCCAGGCGCACCGAGGAACGUGUGCUUGUGGCUAAGAAUGGUCAGCUCCCUUCGAUGCCAAAUAAUAGAGGGCUCGUAUUCUUUCC
This is a messenger RNA of Acaromyces ingoldii, 845 nucleotides long. RefSeq lists its product as hypothetical. The transcript has a single exon. The record is from RefSeq and is a predicted model, not a curated record. Lineage: Eukaryota; Fungi; Basidiomycota; Exobasidiomycetes; Exobasidiales; Cryptobasidiaceae. The coding region runs from base 116 to 493 and encodes 125 amino acids.